AUGGUUGCCCUCCUCGUGCUCAUGAGCGGGUGGAUCUGCGGCGAACUGGGCAAUAGCAAUCUCUUCCAGAGAUAUGUCCGCAAGUUCCUGGAAGAUUACGGUACCCCGUUGACGAUUGUCUUUUUCACUGGUUUCGUCCAUUUUGGCCAUAUGAGGGAUGUGGAUGUUCUAACCUGCUUCUCAGUGUCAUCUCUCAUCGCCCAGGGAACCGAAUUCCCACUCCGCAAACCCGCCGGUUUCCACUGGGAUCUCUGGCUACUGGGUCUAACAACCUUCGUUGCGGGACUCCUCGGCGUCCCCUUCCCCAACGGACUCAUCCCACAAGCACCCUUCCACACCUCCGCCCUCUGCGUCACCCGCCAGGUCGCCGACGAAGACGACAAAAACAAAGGAAAAGCCGUCCGAGUCACCGAUCACGUCGUCGAGCAACGAGUCAGCAACCUUGCCCAGGGUCUCCUCACCUUAGGAACCAUGACCGGCCCACUACUUAUCGUGUUGCAUCUAAUACCGCAGGGCGUGAUGGCCGGCCUGUUCUUCAUCAUGGGCGUGCAGGCAUUACAAGGGAACGGAAUCACGCAGAAACUGAUCUUCCUCGCCCAAGACAAGAACUUCACGUCCGCAUCGAAUCCCCUGAAAGGACUCGACCGCCGCAUCGCGAUCUGGGCCUUUGUGCUCCUCGAACUGGUCGGCUUUGGCGCCACUUUCGCCAUCACCCAGACUAUCGCGGCUAUCGGGUUCCCGGUUAUCAUUCUUCUUCUCAUCCCCAUACGGUCUUUCGUGCUGCCGCGCUGGUUUACUCGGGAUGAACUGGCCGCGCUCGAUGCCCCGACUGCUAGUCCCUUUACUAUGGAGAGUGUUGGUGGUACUCAUGGGUUGGAGGAUGAGUCUACAGAGGAAGAGAAUGCUACUGUCUCGGGUACGGGCAAUGCUGUGCUGCAGAGAGGUCGUUCCUUGCCGUCGUCAGAGUCGGUGGUUGAGGAUAAUGAUUUGGAGAGUGGUGAGGCGUACGAGCUUGCUUCUCUAUCUAUGCGGAGAAGAAGCAAUGCUAGUCGAGUUGACUAA
Messenger RNA from Penicillium riverlandense, 1062 nucleotides. RefSeq names its product anion exchange family protein. Gene Ontology annotation, molecular function: solute:inorganic anion antiporter activity; borate efflux transmembrane transporter activity. Gene Ontology annotation, biological process: borate transport; transmembrane transport; monoatomic ion homeostasis. The record is from RefSeq and is a predicted model, not a curated record. Gene Ontology annotation, cellular component: fungal-type vacuole; plasma membrane. The transcript is spliced from 2 exons. The coding region runs from base 1 to 1062 and encodes 353 amino acids. NCBI's taxonomy places the organism in Eukaryota, Fungi, Ascomycota, Eurotiomycetes, Eurotiales, Aspergillaceae.